Messenger RNA from Ceratotherium simum simum (southern white rhinoceros), 960 nucleotides. RefSeq names its product aminoacylase 3 (gene ACY3). The record is from RefSeq and is a predicted model, not a curated record. Lineage: Eukaryota; Metazoa; Chordata; Mammalia; Perissodactyla; Rhinocerotidae. Gene Ontology annotation, cellular component: cytosol. Gene Ontology annotation, molecular function: aminoacylase activity; hydrolase activity, acting on ester bonds.
AUGUGCUCGUGGCCUGUGCCCCGAGAGCCCCUGCGCCGCGUGGCGGUGACCGGGGGCACCCACGGCAACGAGAUGUCUGGCAUCUACCUGGUCCGGCACUGGCUUCGGGCCCCGGGGGAGCCGCAGAGACCCAGCUUCUCCGCCACGCCCGUGCUGGCCAACCCGGCGGCUACAGCUGCCUGCCGCUGCUACGUGGGCCGUGACCUCAACCGCACCUUCACCAGUGCCUUUCUCACUGCCACGGCCCACCCAGGCGACCCAUACGAGGUGACAAGGGCCCAAGAGCUGAACCGGCUGGUGGGGCCCAAGGACUCCGGCCGGGCCUUCGCCUUCAUCCUCGACCUGCACAACACCACGGCCAACAUGGCCGCCUGCCUCUUCGUGGACAACGCCCACGACGCCUUUGCCUUGCACCUGUGCCGCCAUCUACAGCUGCAGAGCCCGGAGCUGCCCUGCCGGGUCUUCCUGUCGCAGGUGCCCGGGAAGGAGAGUUUCCACCUGGACUCGAUAGCCAAGAACGGAAUGACCCUGGAGCUGGGCCCCCAGCCUCAGGGCGUGCUGCGGGCCGACCUGUUCACCAGGAUGAGAGCCCUGGUGGCUGCAGCUCUGGACUUCAUUGAGCUCUUCAACCAGGGCACGGCUUUACCUGCCUUUGAGAUGGAAGCCUAUAGAAGCCUGAGCUUCGUGGACUUCCCCCGCACGGAGGCCGGGGACUUGGCAGGCACUGUGCAUCCUCAGCUGCAGGACCGAGACUUCGAGCCACUGCGGCCCGGCGCGCCCAUCUUCCAGAUGUUCAGCGGCGAGGACGUGCUCUAUGAGGGGGAGUCCACCGUGCACCCUGUGUUCAUCAAUGAGGCCGCCUACUAUGAGAAGGGCAUUGCCUUCUUCCAAACUGAGAAGCUCACGUUCUCCGUGCCCGCCCUGCCCGCGCUGGCCCCCACCACCACCCGGGGUCCGUAA